Molecule: messenger RNA, 5757 nt
Organism: Terrapene triunguis (Three-toed box turtle)
Lineage: Eukaryota; Metazoa; Chordata; Testudines; Emydidae
Product: E3 ubiquitin-protein ligase TTC3
Exons: 44
Coding region: 7-5757 (1916 amino acids)
Molecular function (GO): protein binding
Source: RefSeq, a predicted model, not a curated record
UGCACUAUGGAAGUAACUACAUUGGAAUCAGACUUCAGUGGAAUCACUUUUUAUGGUAAACAAUGCUGUGAAUUGGUUCGUGAGAAAUUUAGAAAGCGUUCUUCAAACAAACGUAAAACAGCAGUUGAUCCCUGUGAAGUGUGGUGCAGUAAGCCAGUUCAUGUACUGAAAGACUAUUGUGAUGUGAUUAAAAUCUACAUUGUUUGGCCGUUUCUAUUUAAACUUGAGAAUGAAACUGAUUUCAGCGAUUCCUUCUCUUAUGAGCUAAGUUUGGAGAGACUCGGGGAUAUUGAGGUUCUGGAAGACAUGCUUGAUUUGGCUAAGAAAGUUGUGAACAAUCCAUUUUUUAUCAGUGGCAUAUUGAGUAUUGGUACUCGAAUAGAAAAUAGAGUUUUUGAUGUUGGGGCUGCCCUUGCCUGGGUGAAAUGUACAGGCGAGUUCAGUGUUCUACAGAAAUUAGAAGAACUUGGAGAUUACUGUUGGCCUCCUUUAGAAGCUUUCUUUGCUAAAUAUAAACAUUAUAUAACUAAAGUUGCAUUGGAAGACUGCAAUUUAGUUGAAGAGUUUGAAGCUCAGAGUUGUGAAAACUGUAUAAAGAAAAGUGAAUUUAUGAAAAAGAGAGGAAAUUGUGAGUUUUCCAAAGAGAACCUUGAUUUUGCUAUAAGCUCAUACACUAAAGCCAUAGAAUAUUGUCCUGAAAACCAUCUUCUUUACGGUAACCGGGCUCUCUGUUUUCUUCUCACUACACAAUACUGGAGAGCUCUUUUUGAUGGAAAAAUGGCUGCUAUUUUGAAGCCUAAUUGGCCAAAGGGUCAUUAUCGCUUCUGUGAGGCUCUCUCAAUGCUGGGAGAACAUGAAUGGGCCCUGGAAGCUAAUGAGAGAGCCCAGGAACUCUGCAAGAAUAUUCCUGAGCGAGUUAAGGAUCUUAUUCUGCAAAACACAAAGUUAAGGAAGGAAAUGGAAGAAAUUAAAGGUCGGAAAGCAAGUAAACAGAGAACAAAGAAAUCAUUUUUUGAGAAAAGAGAAUAUGGUUCUUCAGGGUCUGAUUUAUUCAUGUCUCAAGAAUCAAAAGAAAUGGACAAAGAAAGGAGGAAAAUAAAAGCAGACUCUAAAGACCACAGCUGUCAUCAAAAACACAUUAUCAGGGUGACUACUGAUGCUAUAAGUGCAAAAAAUAAAGACGGGUCUUCAGUGCUUCCAUCAGGAGAGAAUCACCAAAAUAAAGGAAAACUAAAGAACAAAACCAGUGAUUCUGAAAAGACGAGAGAUCAUCUGAGUUUGAAGAUCGAUUCUAAAAACAUCCAGGAUAAACUCUGUAGUGCUAUCCGAAAGGUGGAUUUAACUGUGUUGCCAGAAAUGUUGAAGUCGCUUGUUCAUGAUGGCUAUACAGCCUUGACGGACCAACGUUAUCGCAGUGCUGAACAAUUCUUUUCACACUUAUUGAAUAUUUUGGAUCCUUCAGAGUUAAAGCAGCUGAAUCUUGCUGUUAUUGACUAUGUGGUAGUCAUCUAUGGACAUGCCACUGCUCUCCUUGGAAUAGGACAGCCUGAGGAAUUAGCAAAGGCUGAAGACCAGUUUAACAAAAUAAUUGAGCAGUAUCACAAGGAGAGAUUUAAUGGCUUGGCACAUUACGGAAUUGGAAAAGUAUACCUUAGACAAAACAGAUUUUCAGAUGCUAUACAUCAGUUCUUGAAAUCACAGACAAUGAUUAAUCGUAAAAUUGUACCUGGAAUUUUAACUUGGCCCACAACAUCUAUUGUCAUUGAAGAGACUCGGACUGAGAAAUUACAGUUGAUGUUGGAGAAUUUCAUUGAGGAAUGCAAGUUUCCUCCAGAGCCAGAUGCAGUUUGUUCUUAUCAGCAGUGCCAUGGACAUUCGAAAAUUCAAAUCUAUUUUACUGACCCAGACUUCAAGGGUUUUAUACAGAUUACUUGCUGUCAGCAGUGUAAAGUGGAGUUUCACAUCAGCUGUUGGAAAAAGCUGAAAACUACAAUUUACAGUGAUAAAAAUGACAAGGAUUUUCUUCAAGAGUCAUGUUUCACUCCUGAUUGUAGAGGCCUCAUUUCAAAAAUUGUUAUCUUCAGUUCUUCUGGUCUCGUAAAAUGUGUGUUUGAACAAAAAAUCCCCAAAAUUAAGGAUCCACCAAGAGCCAGUGUUAAACAGAAAUGUUCAAGUUCUAGGAAGCUAAAAAUAAAAGAAGAAAAAAAAAUAAAGAGAAAGCAUGUAAGAGAAGAAGCACUGAACUCUGCCAAGGAUAGCGUGGAAGAAAAUAAAAGGGAAGAUAAUAUAUCUAAGUAUGAUAGUCAUAAAGGUCAUGUUCAGAAGUUCUUAUUUGCUAGUGAUAGAGUCCUGCAGCAUAUUUUGCAGAAUGUUGAACAGAUAAAAACUGGUAUACAUGACACUUCCAAACUUCUAAGUGAACUACUUUCUUGGUGGGUAAUAAGUGAGGAGGAUUACAGCAUGUGUUCCACAAGUAGCAGUACAUCAAAUGAAGUGAUGGAGCAGCUCAUAAGUCAUUUAAUUCAGAAGAAGAAUAGAGUAAACACAAGAAUUUUUGUCCAUGUGCUGAGUGAGCUUGAAGAAGUGGAUCCCAAAUUACAUGAGUGGAUAAAAGAUCUUAACAGUUUUGGUUUGGAAGCCACAAAGAUCUUUUUCUCUCGUUAUGGAGAUAUUGUUAAAGAGCUUGACCUUAGCUUUAUAACCAUUCUCUGGAAUGAGAAGUAUGGCAGUAAAUUAGGCAAUGUGUUGACCAGCUUUGAAGAUAAUGAAAUACUUAAGUGUUUCUAUGAAGCAUCAUUGAAGGAAACUCGUUGUGUAAUAUGGCUAUUAGAGGAUAAUAGAGAGAAAUUUCCAUCUCUGCAUCAAGCUUUAGACGAAUUCUUUGAUAAAAUGGAUGUUCCUUGCAUUAUAUUAAAGAAGCAGGAAAAUGAAGAUCUCUCCACUAAUGGUAUCAAAGUUAAAAACAAAAAUAGGAAGAAGAAGACAAAAGAAUCAAGGCCUAUUUUAGUACUAUCUGGUGGGGUUGGUGCAGUAACCCGAGAAGAAGACAGUAUAUUUCCAGAAGAAAAUACAUUAAGUUUUAUGAAUCCUGGUGAGCCUUUCAUAAUUCCAGAAUAUCUUCGUGAUCAAGUGGAAGAAUUUGAAGCUCUGUAUGACAAUGUUUCAGACAGUAACAAUUAUCAGAGACUUUUGGAUAAUAACCCAGACCCAACAUGUAAAAAUUUAUACGACUAUUUCGCUCAGAUCUUGGAGGAACAUGGUCCCAUGGAAAUUGAUAAUAAAUUGUUAGUUGGAGAAUAUGAACAUUUCCCUGCAGAAGCUCGUAAGGUUGUGGAAGAUGCAGGUGGUCUGAAACCUUUCCUUCUGGAAUCCCUUCAUUUUGUUAUGAUGGAUGAUCUUAUUGGCUUGAUGAAGCAUGCAAUUCUGCUUAAGGAAAAUACUGAGACUGAAGAAGAUACUAGAAAUGAAGAGGAAAAUCAAAUAGCCUGUCAAAAUAGUCACGAAAAUUCCAAGAGCAAACUACAGUUAAACCCAGCUGCUAAGGAAUUCAAACCAGUAUCUUAUAUUAAACCUUAUAUACCAAUUUCUACUAAUACUACAGUAGCAAACUGUGAAACUCCAGAUUAUUCAGUCACGGGAUAUUCCUCACAUAUUUCUCAUAUUUCACUGCAUUCUCUCCCUAGUCAGAGUAUUGAUACCAUAGAAGGACCACUAUCUUUUUCAAAUGAAUUACUGCACUCCUCUAUUUCUGAUAAUCAUGAUAUACCUCUGACUAAGGUUUCUUCGGGUUAUGAAAAUGAAAGAACGUUCUCAAUGAUUUCUCAAAUACCUCCUAUUCCAGAUGUUGCUGGGCAACCUAGUUAUAUAUAUGCUGAUUAUGAAGCUCCUCUUGAUAUUGAUAAAAUAACAGUAUUCGACAGAGAGUACAUAUCUGGCAAUCAUCUACCAAGUCAAAUACAAACAUACCUGGACGCUCAGAAUGUAUUGGUGAAGUCAGACUACAGCUCUUAUGAAGCUAAUCUUGACCAGGGUAUGAGUAGUAUUAAGGAAGUUAAAUAUGAUCUAUCUGCUGUUAAAAUGGAAUUUGAGAAUAAAAAUACACCUGUAGUGAAAAGCAUUCCACUUACAAGGAUGAUAGCUAUUCAGGUAAAUCAGGAAUUAGCAGACCGGGACACUAAUACCAUGCCUUUUUAUCCAUUUGAAACUCAACAAGGCGAUAUUUUACGUAUGGAAAAAGAGCAUCAGGUAUUACACGAGCAACUUAAGGAAGCAAAGGAAAAAUACGAACAGUUACAGUGGCGAAGCUCAGAAGAGACGAGUGUUUUAGAAGAGCAGUUAAAAAAAAGAGUUGAAGAAAAUAAGAUUACACAAAGAGAGCUGGAUUGGUUUCACCAAGAUUUAGAAAUGGAAGUUAAGAAAUGGCAACAAGAAAAAAAGGAAAACCAAGAGAAAUUAAAAGCAACAAAGAAUACAUCCAAAAAACUUGCAGAUACUAAUGAGAUGUACUUGAGGAACAUCGAUGAGAAGGACAAGCAAUAUACAGUGUAUUUGGGUAAAUUCCUGGAGAUCAGUAAUAAAUUUGCCAAUGAAAAAGUACAACUGGAGGAGCUAAUAAAAAAGAGCAAAGAUAAUUACCAGGAGUGUAUUAAAAGAGCUGUUGCAGCAGAGGUGUCAGUACUUGAAAGUUGGAAGAACACUGAAGUAUGCAAAUUACGCAGCAUAGCUGCAAAUGCAGAAGCAAAUCUUAAAUUCCUAAAGUUAAUGAGCAGUGGUCCCACUUCAGUGUUACCUCAGUUGAAGUCACAGAUUGAUUCUUGGGAAACAUUUAUUUCAAAUAUCAAGAAAGAAAUGGAAAAAGUAGAAUCUCAGUAUGAAGAGAGAAUUCACUUAGUGAAAAAUGGUGCACAGCUAAAUGAUCUCUCUAGAGUGAAAGCUGCUGAUCUUCAGUCCCCUCCUAGCAUCUCAGUAAUGCAAGGCAGUCCUCCUAUUAAUGAUCCAGCCAUCAUAAUGUAUUCAUCUGCACUUGUACGUCCCACUUUACUUCCUGCAUUUUCAAGCUCCAAAGAUCAAAGUCCGGUGCAUUCCACACUUAAUGUGCAAACUGGAAAUAAAACAGCAUGUAAAAGUCCUAAUCCUUGUUCUGCAAAGAAUGGAUCAGUAGAAAUACCCUUUGAAACGUUAGGAGCAUCAUACUCUGAUCAAGUUCGAGUAGCCCAGCCAUCAGGGAUUUCUGGAAGUACUGCUCAGAACAUACAGCCGAACCAAAGACAGCUAAAUGAUCCAGCAUCAGCUACGCAGUUGGGAGCUGUUGGGGUGCCAAACAAGAAGGCAUUUUCAAAAGCACUUGAUAAUAUCAUUGAGCGUCUAACGGCUAUAUUUCCACACUAUACAAGUUUUGAUCUUACUAACUUCAUAAAAGAAGUACAAAUUAAAAAUGGAAACAAACUUUCAGGAUUGAGCUCAGAUGAAAUCCUUACCCGAGUGACAGAACUCAUUCUGGACCAUCAAAAUAAGAAAAAGGCUCCGACCUCAGCAAAGAGAACCAAAAAGCCAGCAUCCUGCGCUGUAACUCAGACUCUGAAAGUAGCCAAGUCUGCCGUGGGAAAUGUGUCUAGCCUAUCCAAGGCAAGGCCAUCCUAUAAAACUGUUGCAAACAAAACAACUCAGCCAUCACAGCCAACCCACCAGCCGUGGAGACUUGUUGGAGGACCAUCACAAUCAAAAUGGAUAAAAUCAAAUGAUUCUACUGCAUUGUAA